ACAUUAGGCAACCCACCAUCUCCUACAACUCCUGAUUCAGGGGAACUGAUGCCCUUAACUGGGCUCUGUGGGCUCUGUAUGCACUCAAGCAUGUAUACAUACCGGAACAUAAAGAAAUACAUCUGGCAGUGGCGCGAGUUCGGCAGUGAGGCAACAUGUCGUUGCCGACGAUCCCUUCGCGUCUGUACUCCUUGCUGUUCCGCAGAACUUCCACCUUCGCCCUCACCAUCGCAGUGGGCGCCCUGUUCUUCGAGCGUGCCUUGGAUCAGGGCGCAGACGCGAUCUAUGAGCACAUCAACGAGGGGAAACUGUGGAAACAUAUAAAGUUCUUGUAUGAGAACAAGGAGUAACACCCUGCCCCUGUGGGGCCCGAAGGAACAGUCGCUGGUCAGCUGUUUGCCUGGAGUUGGGGCCUCAGCCUAAGGAUGAGUUUUAUUUGCUGUU
This is a messenger RNA of Mus musculus (house mouse), 444 nucleotides long. Its product is annotated as predicted pseudogene 6293. The transcript has a single exon. The record is from RefSeq and is a predicted model, not a curated record. Bases 156 to 350 code for a protein of 64 amino acids. NCBI's taxonomy places the organism in Eukaryota, Metazoa, Chordata, Mammalia, Rodentia, Muridae.